Molecule: messenger RNA, 1857 nt
Organism: Aspergillus niger
Lineage: Eukaryota; Fungi; Ascomycota; Eurotiomycetes; Eurotiales; Aspergillaceae
Exons: 2
Coding region: 1-1857 (618 amino acids)
Source: RefSeq, a predicted model, not a curated record
AUGUCUUGGCUGCCCGCCAUGACAUCGAAGGCGCGUCCCCGAACCUCGGAUGACGGCCAGAGAGAGCUCCGGGAAACCAACCAGUCCAGCUCGUCUCCACCCGUCACUGAAGACCCUCCUUCUCUUCUUCUCUCCAUUCCCCACUCCUUUAAGUACCAGAGAACCCCCAUGGAAGAUGCCACCAUGCCCACCUCUUCUCCACCUCCGCAACCCAGAAGCGCAGAAGAACACGACAGCGAUGAUCACCACCAACACCUCUCCUCCACGUUGAACAGCUCACGCGACAACGGCCCGCUCCUCCCCGCACAUUCCAUCAUCCGCUUCAUCCAAUGCCCGCGCUGCUCGUUACCGCUCCGAACCCCGCUGCGCCUGCCGUGCGGAAACACAAUAUGCAAGUCGUGUCUGCCGCCGAUUCGGCAACGGACGGGGAUCACUUACCCGGCCGAUGAGGAGCGGAAACAAGGGUUUACGUGCUAUUGGGGAGAUGCGGCGUGCUGCUCGGGGGAACACUGUCUGGGGGAUUGCGGGACGGAUGUUUUGUUGGGGAGGGUGGUGGAUGUGUUUGAGGAGGUGUUGGGGAAGGUGGAUGGUGGUGAUGAUAGUGCUGGGUGGUGCAAUGUUAGGUGGGAGAGCAAGAGGCUGAGGAGCGAGUCUGAGGCAAAAGGGACAGAAACUGAGACUGAGACAGAAACAUGCGUUGCUAGGAUUGGGUGCGAUGAUUUGUUAGGGGGUGUAUAUGGGUUGGUCAAGCAGGGUCGGGUUGGAUAUGAUGAUUUGCUGGAGAUGGAAAUCGUCGCUACUACGUCUUCUGAAGAGGGUCGGGGUCUCCAAAGACAGGAUUGUGAAGGGCAACAAUCAUACGGGAGGUUGAAGGAGGCAGUCCGGGCCGAAUUGGACUGCCAGGUCUGCUACUCGCUUAUAUUGGAUCCAUUGACGACUUCUUGUGGACAUACAUUCUGUCGCGGAUGCGUGGCUAUGGUUCUAAAUCAUAGUGAUCUGUGUCCGCUUUGUCGGCGCAAGUUGAAUAUGGCUUCGACGGUGCGGGCUGAGCCCGCUAACAGGAGGAUCUCGAAUCUGGUGGAGGCUUUGUUCCCUGAGCAGGUUGCAUCACGUCGCGAGGGUUCCUCCAAUGAAGAUGGAGUGGCGGCUACGGGAGAUGGAGAGCGGACUAUCCCCUUGUUCGUGAGCUCGCUUUCGUUCCCGACUAUGCCGACCUUCCUGCAUAUAUUUGAACCGCGAUAUCGGACUAUGAUUCAUCGAGUGAUGCAGACGAGGGAUAAGAAGUUUGGUAUGGUUAUGUAUAAUCGCUCUGGUCGGCUGCAGGAAGGUUUGGGCAGGGCUCAAUUCAUGCAGUAUGGUACAGUGCUGGUGGUGGAACGGUUCGAGCUACUCCCCGAUGGAAGAAGCUUAGUGAUUGCGUCGGGAGUGUCGCGCUUCAAAGUGAUCAGCUUUGAGAUGGUGGAUGGAUACCAUGUUGGUAGGAUACAGCGUGUGGAUGAUAUUGCGAUAUCUGAGGAGGAGAGGCUAGAGUCUUUAGAAACCUCAUCAUCAGAAACAGAGGAAUCGCUAUCACCGGCGUCAUCACCACUGGAGUCUCUGCCCACGCAGCAGCUAUUCCAGAUUGCCUUGGAUUUUAUCGACAAAAGCCGUCGCGAAGGAGCAGCAUGGCUCCAUCCGCGUGUUUUGCUAGCUUACGGCGAGGCACCUACUGAUCCGGCUGUGUUUCCCUGGUGGUUCGCCUGCGUUCUGCCUCUUUGGGAGGAUGAGAAAUACCAGCUUCUAGCGACGACAAGUGUCCGGGAUAGAUUGAAGAAGGUUGUGCGGUGGGUGAGGAAGUCAGAGUCUCGAGAGUGGUAG